ACGAGACCACCAAGUCGGUGGUGGUGAAGAGCUGGGUGGUGGGCGUCGUCAACCGCGGCGUCCAGCUCCUCAUCCUCGCCUACUUCGUCGGGUGAGCCCCGCGGCAGCCGCCGGGACAGCUCUCGGGCACCUCUGGGACGCGCCGCCCCGGGACAUCCCCCGGGACACCCCCCGCACCCUCUUCCCGGCACCGCGGCGACUCCCGCUUGCUGCUGCAGGCGGCACCCGGGGGUGACACGGGUGAUGGGGGGGUGACAGCGAGGGGACACCCGGCCGGCGGUGCGGGGUGAGGGGGUGGCCAGGCCGGGAGCGGUGAGCGAUGGAGCAGAGGAGGGACGCGAGAGCGGGUGACAAAAUGUGUCAGCGCCGGGAAUUCAGCUGGGUGUUCCUCCAUGAGAAAGCGUACCAGGUGCGGGACACCGCCAUCGAGUCCUCCGUGGUCACCAAGGUGAAGGGCGUGGGGCGCUACGCGGGGCAGGUGAUGGACACGGCCGACUACGUCACGCCCCCCCAGGGCACCUCGGUGUUCGUGGUGGUCACCAAGCAGAUCCGGACCGAGGACCAGGAGCAGGGCUUGUGCCCGGAGAGCGAAGCCGCGUUCCACUGCUCGGCGGACCGGGACUGCCGGGAGCUGAGCCCAGGCACGAGCAACGGGAUGCUGACGGGGCGCUGCAUCGCCUACAACGCGACCCUGCGCACCUGCGAGAUCCAGGGCUGGUGCCCGCCCGAGGUGGACACUGUUGACGUCCCCGUCAUGCUGGAAGCUGAGAACUUCACCCUCCUCAUCAAGAACAGCAUCCGCUUCCCGCUCUUCGGCUUUGAGAAGACCAACCUGCCACCCCCAGGCAGUGGGGUGGAGCUGGGCCGGUGCCGCUUCCACCCACAGCUGCAGCCCCUGUGCCCCAUCCUGCGCCUGGGGGACGUGGCACGUCUGGCCGGGCAGGACUUCCCUGCGCUGGCUGCCACCGGCGGGGUGCUGGGGAUCAAGAUCGGGUGGGUGUGUGACCUGGACCGGGCCUGGGAGCGCUGCCUGCCCCGCUACUCCUUCACCCGCCUGGACAGCCUGGCCCGGACCCCCGCCCCUGGAUACAACUUCAGGCACGCCCGGUACUACCGCUGGCCCAAUGGCUCCGAGCGCCGCACCCUCACCAAGGCCUUUGGGAUCCGCUUUGAUGUCCUGGUGUAUGGCAGCGCCGGGAAGUUCGGCAUCGUCCCCACCCUCAUCAACACGGUGGCCGCGUUCACCUCCAUCGGUGUGGGCACGGUGCUGUGCGACAUCAUCCUGCUCAACUUCCUCAAGGGCGCCGAGCACUACAAGGCCCGCAAGUUCGAGGAGGUGCCAGAGGCCGGUGCGCCCGCCACCCCCGCCAGCCCCACGGCGUGUCCCCCCGGGGCGCUGGGGGCCUGCACCCGGGACAAGCAAUCCACCGACUCGGGCACCUUCUCCCUCGGCCUCUAGCCCCGGGGGCCGCGGGGCAGCCCACGGCCGGCUGAGGGGCUCCCUCUCAGCUCCCUCCCUCGCUCGCACCCUCUCCAGCGCUCACCCUGUGAGCCCCAUCCGCAUCCCAGUGUCCCCGGUGCCCACCCCGGGUGUCCCAGUACAUCCCAGUGUCCCCUGUGCCCACACGGAGCGCCCCUUGCUCCGAGGGUGCUGCAUCCCCCCCCCCCCCCCCCCCAAUAAA
This is a messenger RNA of Corvus hawaiiensis (hawaiian crow), 1682 nucleotides long. It is a transcript of the gene P2RX3, whose product is annotated as purinergic receptor P2X 3. Gene Ontology annotation, molecular function: purinergic nucleotide receptor activity; ATP binding; extracellularly ATP-gated monoatomic cation channel activity. Gene Ontology annotation, cellular component: nuclear inner membrane; plasma membrane. NCBI's taxonomy places the organism in Eukaryota, Metazoa, Chordata, Aves, Passeriformes, Corvidae. The transcript has 12 exons. Gene Ontology annotation, biological process: monoatomic cation transmembrane transport; response to ATP. The coding region runs from base 320 to 1459 and encodes 379 amino acids. The record is from RefSeq and is a predicted model, not a curated record.